AGUGCCUUCAGUUAGCAUCACACCUCCAGGGAAUGUUGAUGGUAUCAACUGCAAAGUAUCAAUAGAUCCAUAGAGGCAAGUGUUUAGCGUAAAAGUUUUUUAGUGUGAAGGGUGGUAGACCGGAUGACAACACCUCCGCCCACAGAAGGGCUGGUCAUGCGGCCUGCACUGCUGAGAGGUCCGUGGAGGAUAUCAACACAGAGAUGGCGAAAGCUUCACACGAUACCUUUAACCGGGACUGCCUUUCGGGUUGAAAUACGGUAGACUUGGUGUGUUGGUGAAGCUGGCGUCUCAUCGGGCGUUUUGGCUCCGCGGGGAGGACAUGGAGCUGCCGCAGGAGGAGGCAGAGGAGCGCAGGAGAGAGCACUGGAAGCUGUUGUCCAGUCUAAAGACCACAGUGGAGGGCCUUGUCUCCACAAAUAACCCAAAUGUGUGGUCACGCUAUGGAGGCCUGCAGCGACUGCACAAAGACAUGAACAACAUCCUCAGUCAUGGACUGAGGAAUGAGCAGGUCUACUACAGGCAGAAGGACUACUGGCCUUUUGUAUCAUGUGUUCGAUUGAUCUGUCCCAAUCUUGCUCCACAUGUUGAACAGUUUAUGCGCCUAGAGCCUGAAGUCAACAGUGGGACUUCAAAUACUAGUGAAAGCUACAAAGCGGAGCGCUGGCUGCUUCAUAGUUUACAAGUUCAUAGGCUGUCGGCACAACUGCGACCUCUGCUCAGGCAUCUGGGACAUGUGCGCAAGUUCUAUAAUGAUGAUGCCUUCCUGCUCAGCGAGCCUCAUGUUACCGCCAUGUUUCAGUGCCUUGAAGCUGUGGAGCAGAAUAAUCCCAAGCUGUUGGCCCAAAUAGACACUGUUGCAUUGUCCCCUCUAAAGGGCCCCCCUGGCUUGGGUCUGUUGAAAAGUCAGAGCCUGUGUGUUUUGCCGGGGUCUGGGGGGCUGUGGAGGAGUGCGGAUUUCACUCCCAAAGGUGUCUCUUUAAAUCGCAGACUCACCACAUCCAACUGUUCUCUUCGUGAGGCCAGCACCCCCAACACUAGCCAGACCACAGAGUUCAGCUUCCAAAAUGGGAACAGUACAAAUAACUCUUCUGUGGCUAACAACGUGGGGCCUCCAUGGGUGUGUGUGUCUGCUGCAGGAGAGAGUGAAGCAGGAGCCACUCCAGCUGUAAGCCUCAUCUCUACACCAAGUGUCUCUUUACCAGAGUCCCCCUCUUCACAGGAAACAUGUGACUCUGGUGAAGGUGACUUUGACGAUGGUCCAGAGUACCUUGCUAUUGGUAACCUGGGGCAACGCAAUCGACGGGACUCCAGAAGCUCUACGCCCAGUAGUGACCAAGGACAAACGAAGGAACCGAAUACUAAAAACAACUUGUUGGUCCCACCUCCACCAAGGCGCUCAUCUUUCUCUGAAGGACAGAGGGGGCCAGGCAGGGGGUCCCGUGGACAUACUCGUUCAUUUUCUGAUACAGGACUCAAUCAAAAACUCAGGAAUGAAUCAUCUGGUGAUGACCAUGUGAAGGAUUAUAAUCCAUUUUCAUCACAGUGCAGUGAUUCCAGUUCUCCUAAUUCUCUGUAUUUGGAGUCUGAUGGAUCUCAAACUAGACGUGUUUCAGAUGGGAUGUUCAGGAAACCCUCAGAGGGGCAGAGCCUCAUCAGCUAUCUGUCUGAGCAGGACUUUGGCAGCUGUGCUGACCUUGAAAAGGAGAACGCUCAUUUUAGCAUUUCAGAAUCCCUAAUUGCAGCCAUUGAAUUAAUGAAGUACAACCUGCGGCGUCAGGAGGAGGAGGGGGAGGAAGAAGGGGACAGUGACUGUGAAAUUCAGCAGCUCAAACAGAAGAUUCGUCUGCGCAGACAACAGAUCCGACGCAGCCGCCUGCCGCCCUGCGCAGCCUACAGCCAUAAUUUCCACUCCACAGACAGCGGCACUUCCAGACGAAGUUCUCAAGACUCUUACCAGGGCCUAUCUGACUCUGGCUCAGCAGAAGAGGUGGAAGAAUGUGAACUACGAGAUGGCUGUGAGGGGCAGUCCCUGCUGGCAGUGUCACAGAAUGGCCUCUCGUUGUCUCUCGCCUCCCUCUUCUCAGAUGCCGACAUAAAACGCAGUGUAAGCUCCAGUGGCAGGUCCUUCCUAAGCUCAGAGUCCUUCAGCUCUCCCUCCUUCCUCCAGUCCAACUCUGCAGAGUCUGUUGCCAUGGGUUUGCUCCGGCAGUUUGAAGGCAUGCAGCUGCCUGCUGCUUCUGAACUCGACUGGCUGGUCCCAGAACAUGAUGCACCUCAAAAGCUCUUACCCAUUCCUGACUCGCUGCCCAUCUCCCCUGACGACGGCGAACACGCAGAUAUUUACAAACUUAGAAUCCGUGUUCGAGGAAACUUGGAAUGGGCUCCUCCUCGACCACAGAUCAUCUUUAACAUCCAUCCCACUCCCAAAAGGAAGAUUGUGAUUGCAAAACAGAACUAUCGCUGUGCUGGUUGUGGCAUUCGCAUUGACCCAGACUACAUCAAGCGACUACGUUACUGCGAAUAUUUGGGUCGCUACUUCUGCCAGUGUUGUCAUGAGAACACACAAGCUAUUGUACCUGGACGAGUUUUGAGGAAGUGGGACUUCAGCAAGUAUUAUGUCAGCAACUUUGCCCGGGACCUUUUAAGUAAGAUCGCCGGAGACCCACUGUUUAACCCCAAUGACAUCAACAGUGGCCUGUACAAAAAGAUCAAGGCUCUGGAGUCAGUCAGGGUUUUAAGAGUGCAGCUGUUGCAUAUGAAAAACCUCUUCAAGACUUGUCGCUUUGCCAAAGAGAUUUUGGACCAGUUUGACACUUUGCCUGGUCACCUCACAGAGGACCAUCACCUCUUUUCGCUCAAUGACCUCACAGCUGUUCGCAACGGGGAAUUGGUCCCUCGAUUGAAAGAACUGCUCAAACUUGGUACUAGACAUGUAGCUGGCUGCGUGGUGAGUGGAUAUGUACCGUCUUGUAUUUUUAUUGAAAAUUAUUAUCGCAUAUACCUUUUUAAAAAAAAACAUUUUCCUGGAUUUAAAGCAUACCUUUGCCAUUGUAGAACUACAGCAAGGGUUUCUGUAGAUCUCAAAGUGAGAGCCAAAACUUUUAUUUCUCAAAGACACUUCAAUCUUUUUUGU
Molecule: messenger RNA, 3136 nt
Organism: Boleophthalmus pectinirostris (great blue-spotted mudskipper)
Lineage: Eukaryota; Metazoa; Chordata; Actinopteri; Gobiiformes; Gobiidae
Gene: rubcn
Product: rubicon autophagy regulator
Exons: 19
Biological process (GO): negative regulation of endocytosis; negative regulation of autophagosome maturation
Cellular component (GO): late endosome; early endosome
Molecular function (GO): phosphatidylinositol phosphate binding
Source: RefSeq, a predicted model, not a curated record